Molecule: messenger RNA, 2679 nt
Organism: Pelobates fuscus (common spadefoot toad)
Lineage: Eukaryota; Metazoa; Chordata; Amphibia; Anura; Pelobatidae
Gene: POLB
Product: DNA polymerase beta
Exons: 14
Coding region: 126-1130 (334 amino acids)
Biological process (GO): double-strand break repair via nonhomologous end joining; base-excision repair
Molecular function (GO): DNA binding; DNA-directed DNA polymerase activity
Source: RefSeq, a predicted model, not a curated record
CGUGUGCGUGUCAGCGAACGCGAUGACGUAGCACGCAGUCCAGCUUCGGCCUGUACGGAGAGCUGAAUCCGGGAGCUCGAGUGUAGAACGGAGCCGGUCUUAGAGGCAUCACACCCGGAUUCGUUAUGAGUAAAAGGAAGGCCCCGCAAGAGUCACCGAACGAUGGGAUUACAGACUUCCUGACUGAGCUGGCUAAUUAUGAACGAAAUGUAAACAGAGCCAUCCAUAAGUACAAUGCAUACAGAAAGGCCGCAUCUGUUAUUUCUAAAUACCCCACAAAAAUAAAGAGUGGUACAGAAGCAAAAAAACUGGAUGGUGUCGGAGCCAAAAUAGCAGAGAAGAUUGAUGAGUUCCUGGCCACCGGAAAACUACGCAAACUUGAAAAGAUUCGACAAGAUGAUACAAGCUCCUCAAUUAAUUUCCUAACAAGGGUCAGUGGUAUAGGGCCGGCUGCUGCUCGGAAACUGGUGGAAGAAGGAAUCAAGACAUUGGAAGACCUCCGGAACAAUGAACACAAAUUGAAUCAUCAUCAAAAGAUUGGUUUAAAGUACUUUGAAGAUUUUGAAAUGCGCAUCCCUCGCAGCGAAAUGGUUCAGAUGCAGGAUAUUGUUUUAAAAGAGGUGAAUGAGCUGGAUACAAAGUACAUUGCCACAGUGUGUGGAAGCUUCAGGCGGGGUGCAGAAUCCAGUGGGGAUAUGGAUAUUCUUCUAACGCAUCCAAAUUUCACGUCACAGUCUACCAAACAGCCUCACCUAUUGCACCAGGUAGUGCAGUGCUUGGAGGAGUGUGGAUUCAUUACAGACACAUUGGUGAAGGGAGACACUAAAUUCAUGGGUGUUGGCCAGCUGCCAUCUGAUGGAGAUAAAGUACAUCCCUUCCGCAGAAUUGACAUAAGAUUGAUUCCAAAAGACCAGUAUUACUGUGGGGUUCUCUAUUUCACUGGCAGUGAUAUUUUCAACAAGAAUAUGCGUUCCCACGCUCUAGAUCAAGGCUUUACUUUGAAUGAAUACACUCUUCGUCCGCUUGGAGUCACAGGGAUAGCUGGAGAGGCUCUCCCUAUAGAUAGCGAGAAAGACAUCUUUGACUACAUCCAGUAUAGAUACCGUGAGCCACAUGAGCGGAGCGAAUGAAUUGAAAAUCUCUGCUCCAAUACAUUUCAUUUCCUGAUUGUUACUGUUCUCCAUAUGUAACCCUCCAGUGGGGAAAAAUACAUUAGUUGUAUGCAUUCACGAGUUAUAGGUAUCUUACAGAAACAAUGAUUUAUUUGAGUGUGUAUGUCUGACUCCAUUUAAUCCUUAAUGGACUAUAUACGGUUGUUUUACAUUUUAAGUGACCAUAUUGUUUGGGGGGAUGGUUUCCCUCAUGGGGAGAGGGUGUUUGUUUGUUUUUAAACGAGAGGUCUCGUUAAUAGGAAUCAUGCAAUGAUAUUAUCUCCAAAGACAGUGUUCGCCACAUCUGAUAAUCAGCAGAGAUAUAACCAGUUGUUAUUCUAGGAGUAAUGUUCUUGUGAUGCUCUCAUAGAAGAGGCAGGUGCUGAUAACUUCAUAUGUUUUAAAUGUAAGCUUAAAGGAACACUUAAGGCACCAACACAACUUUUAGCCUACCUGUUUAGAUUUAGCUUCCUCAAUGAAUGAAUUAAAAAGGUAGUUUUACUUGAACCAAUCUCAGUGCAGCUCCACAACCUCUCCGGCUGAGACCAUCAGUCUUGAUGAUAUUAGCCAAUCCAAUUUUUCCUUAUAGGGAAGCAUUAGGAGGCAAGUGUUCAUGCGAACCAAAUGCCACGCUGUGCCAAUCAACAUAUACUCUGAAUCACUACAUUAAUCUUUACUGGUUCUGGUAACUAUAGUGGCCAUUUAAUAAUAUGUCCAGUGGGGGCUGGGCUGUGGGUGACCAUUUCUUAGCACCGAAGGAUUCCAGACACUAGAACCAAUUCAAUAAAAUAAAUGGUUAUAGCACCCAGUGUGUCCCUUUGAAAGCUGGAAAAAUGAACUCCAUUUUCUAGAAAUACUAGAGAAAUACUCAAAGGUCUGCUGUAAAGAUAUUGCAUCAUUAUGAUUGGCUGAUCAUUUCCUUGUCUGGGCAAUGAUCACUGUUGAAAGUUUAAAGACUGUGAAUUAAUUACAGGUGCAGCAACUUCAAAUAUGAGGUUUUGGGUUUUUUUUCGUUGUGAUCAGUCCCACCCAUAUGGACAUAUUUAUUCAGAGAGAGGAUUUGAAUGCCUGUCAUUUUUCACGUGGGUAUUAUUUUAGGAUAGCCACAAAGCUUUUUGUUUACAUUUGAAGCUCAUUGUAUUUUAAGAUAUUUUUAUCUUAUGGUAGCCAGUAAGCUAAGGGAAUGUAGCUGCUAAACAAAACUCUCAUUAUGACUGAGACUUUCUACAUUUCUUGUGUGAUGUUAAUAGAGGUCAUAUUUAUGAUGGCUUUAUGGCUUUUUAAAAGGCAUGCUCUUAUUUGUCUUGCUUUUAGAUUUCAAAGGCCCAGAACCUUCCUAUUUAUAUGUGCUUUGUUAAUGUAAUCUAAAUUACUGUAACAUGAGGCUCAAUAUUGCUACAGGAAAAUGUUCACGCACAUGGUGUAAUUUUUUACAAUAUUGCUAAAUAUUUUCCUGUUAGUACGGGUGCUGGGUUGGUGAAUUUCUUAUUAAAACCAUGAGAUUGCUAUUAAAUGUAUCCCCCUUUUA